Messenger RNA from Ectocarpus sp. CCAP 1310/34, 1104 nucleotides. The record is from the annotation of a GenBank genome assembly. Lineage: Eukaryota; Phaeophyceae; Ectocarpales; Ectocarpaceae.
AUGCCGCAGGGCGCCAACGCAAGUCCGUCUUGGUUCGUCAAGGUCAUCAACAGAGUGGUGCACGGUCUGGAGCGUGUGCUGGCUUAUCUGGACGAUGUCAUCUGUUCCGAUGAGGAACCUCUGGGACACGUGCUAAUCUUGAUCGAGUUCUUCAAACGACUGCGACAGUACAACCUCAAACUGUCUCCAGGGAAGGGUCGCGUCGGCGCCACGCACGCCAACUUUCUCGGUCACACCAUCUCUCCGGCAGGUGUUAGCCCUGAUGGCGUCAAGGUUAGGGCGCUCACGCACAUGCCGCCGCCGACUAGUGUUAAGCGGCUUCGGAGUCUUCUCGGUGGACUCAACUACUACUGGAAAUUUCUCAAGAAUCUCGCCACCAAGGUGCGGCCUCUCAACUCUCUUCUCAGACAAGGCGUCCCCUUCAAGUACACCCCGGGCAUGGUCAAGGUUGUCAAAACGUUGUUAAGCGAACUCGCUCGCCCCCCGAUUUUGGUCUUCCCGGAUUGGGCAGCAAUCGAGGACAACAGCCGUCCUCUUCGUUUGUGUUCCGACGCGUGUAUCGACGGUUUUGGCGCCUCCUUGGAACAAGAACAGCUCGAUGGCUCGGUGAGACCCAUCGUGUACAUCAGCCGCGCUACUCUUCCUGCGGAGCGUAACUGGACCGUCUUGGAUCUGGAGGCUGGUGGCAUUGGUUGGGCCAUCAAACGCCUUCGCGGUUAUCUGUGGUCGACCAUGUUCAUCAUCUAUUCGGACUACAAAGCAUUGGAGAGCAUUGGCAAGGUUGGGGAACACAACGCUAGAUUGCAACGAUGGCUGGAAUUCCUGUCCAACUUCACGUACACCCUGAAAUAUCGGAAAAGUUCGGCAAACGGCAACGCGGAUUUUCUUUCGCGGUUGCCUUUACCAGCACAAGACACGGACAAAACCGGCCCCGACUGCAUUGAUGGUGUCGAUCAAGCGGGUGUUUUCCUCAUUUGGGCUUGCGGGCGCAACUAUCACUCGUCGUCUACACCGGAGGUCGGUUUGGGUGGGCUCCGCCCUCCUUGCACGGNGGUUGCCUUUACCAGCACAAGACACGGACAAAACCGGCCCCGACUGCAUUGA